Medicago truncatula (barrel medic) is the source of this 994-nucleotide messenger RNA. RefSeq names its product kinetochore protein SPC24 homolog. Gene Ontology annotation, biological process: regulation of chromosome segregation. NCBI's taxonomy places the organism in Eukaryota, Viridiplantae, Streptophyta, Magnoliopsida, Fabales, Fabaceae. Bases 135 to 749 code for a protein of 204 amino acids. The transcript has 5 exons. The record is from RefSeq and is a predicted model, not a curated record.
UCCCUCCGACUCAAAGGAAAAAAAAAAAAAAAGAACCCCAAUUUUGAAACCUUGUUUACUUUCAUCAACUCCAAUUUCGUUUCUUCUUCCAAUUUCGAACGAAAGAAAAACCACCUUCUUCUUCUUCCACAUAAAUGGCUUCUGAUUCUUCUAGAAACUUCGACGUGGAUCAGCUUAUUUCCAUAAGCAACGACCUCAUUGAGGUUUUGCAAGAUCCCGCUAAUGACCGUGAUCUCAACAUCAUCUCUCAAUGUCUCCACCACACACUCUCCGUUUCUUCCUCCUGCCACUCCGACCUCAAUGAGGUUCUCUCCUCGUUCCAAGAUUAUCAGAAAAAAAUAGAUUCGCACAAACAGAAAAUUGAGCAUGCUAGAUCCGAGACUGCUGCUGAUGCGGAUCUGGAGCUUUUGCAGAGAGAACUGGAUGAAGAACUUGAAAAAGAAAGCCUGUUGAAAGAGGAGUUUAGAGUCAUUAGCAACGAGUUUGAUGAUCUAGAACAACAACAAAUUUCUGUCCGAGAGCAGAAAAAGAAAUUACUGAAAAUUGAGCAAGAAAAGCAGAGGACAAGGAUGCUACUUUCGAUGUAUGCUUCUGUCACAAAUAUUGUUCCAAACUUGGACGAUCAGUCAAAAAUUUCAGGCUAUAUUGUUGAAAAGGAAAAAAAUGCGGCGGAGAAAUUUGAAUACGACACAUCACAGCUGACUGUCCUUGAUGUAUGUAAUGACAUCUGGAAAACAAUAAGUGAUUAAUGCAUGUCAAACAUGUCUCUGUUGGAUCAUGUUUGUAACAUUAUGUAAUUUCUCAAAUUGAGUGCUAUGUUAGGAAUCCAACAAUUCACUUGAUGACUGAAAAGUUCAAUGUAUCAUGAAAUGAAAGCCUUACAAUUUUAAUAGAGUUGCUGACCACUAAGUUUCAUUGGUGAGUAUUUUCAUGUCAUGUCAUGAAGUAAAUACUAGUUUGAAUCUUCACAUGGUUGGCCACUUGUUGUUAUAUA